Molecule: messenger RNA, 2038 nt
Organism: Aethalodelphis obliquidens (Pacific white-sided dolphin)
Lineage: Eukaryota; Metazoa; Chordata; Mammalia; Artiodactyla; Delphinidae
Gene: REST
Product: RE1 silencing transcription factor
Exons: 3
Coding region: 1082-2023 (313 amino acids)
Biological process (GO): negative regulation of neuron differentiation; positive regulation of transcription by RNA polymerase II; negative regulation of DNA-templated transcription
Cellular component (GO): transcription repressor complex; nucleus
Molecular function (GO): DNA-binding transcription repressor activity, RNA polymerase II-specific; transcription cis-regulatory region binding
Source: RefSeq, a predicted model, not a curated record
CGGUUGGGUGGGGGCGGCGGGCCGGCCGGGCGGUCGUGGCGGCGGUUGCCGCGGGAGGGGGAGGGCGCGGAAGGACGCGGAGCGAGGCGCUGUCCAGGGCUGAUUUGCAGAUACUGUGGCUCCGGCGGUGGCGGCCGCGUCGGGCGGGGACUGGCGGCUGAACGGGAUCGGGUUACACCGUCGCGGUCCGGGGGCUGGGCCGGGGGCGUUGGUGGGGAGCGGCGCGGCGCCGGGACCCCCUCCCCAGUUGAGGCCGGGCCGCCGCCUCCGCGCGGGCCCGGGCGUCCCUGGGAGUCUUGUCCUGAGGCCAGGAGCGGAGCUGCUUGGGGCCCUAGUUCUGAAACUUCCUCUCGUGCUCCUGCUCCAGGUCCCGCCGCAGCUCCUUGCUUGCCGGCGGUCCUCCCGCCCCCUCCCUCUGCGGCCUCUCCCUUUCGCCGGAAGGCGCCGUUGAGUGCGGCCGGGAGGGUUGAGUCAGCCUGGGGCUCGGGUGGUUCUGCCAAUGGGGCUGGACAGCGAUUUCUGCGAUCGGGCCGCCCCGCCGCCGGGGCCCUCUGCGUGGGGCCACCUAGCCGCCGCCGUCGGCGGGGCCGGGGCGCGCGUCCCGCGGGGCGCCGUGGGGGAGUGAACCCGCAAACUUCCGGGGCGCGGGGGGCCCCCUCCGGCGCUCGGGGCCCGGCGCCUCGGGAGGGCGCUCGCGGCGGCUCCUCGGCCCCCUGCGGAGGGCGAGGCUGGGGCCGGCGAGCAGCCGGGACGGCGGCGACGCGGUAACUUUCCUCCCUCUUCCCGGACUCGGGCGCGCGGGCCAGGAGGGGGCAGCCUGAACUGGGGAAGACUUGACCUGGCCCAGCGGCACCCCGAGUUUGCCCGUCUUGCAGUCUUUAGUGUUGGGGAGCCCAGGGAAAGGUUCAGGACGAGUGUGGCGGCAACUGGUGUGUCAGUGGUGCAGUGAGCGGGCCGAGCCGAGAGGAAGCGAGAGCUCCCGAGUUUGCAAAGAGCUGCUUUGUGUUUGGUUCAUUGUGUAGAACAUGGUGUGCAAAACCUGUAUUGACGUGGAUAGCCUAUCCUUACAUUGAACACCGUUAUGGCCACCCAGGUAAUGGGGCAGUCUUCCGGAGGAGGAGGUCUGUUCACCGGCAGUGGCACCAUGGGCAUGGCCUUGCCUAACGACAUGUAUGACUUGCCUGAUCUCUCCAGAGCUGAACUGGCUGCGCCUCAGCUCAUCAUGUUGGCAAAUGUGGCCUUAACUGGGGAAGUAAACGGCGGCUGCUGUGAUUACCUGGUUGGCGAAGAAAGACAGAUGGCAGAAUUGAUGCCUGUUGGGGAGAACAACUUUUCAGAUAGUGACGGAGAAGGACUUGAGGAGUCUCCUGAGGUAAAAGGCGAGCCCAGUGGGCUGGAAAACAUGGAACUGGAGAGUUUGGAACUCAGUGUUGUGCAACCGCGGCCUGUGUUUGAGGUGUCAGCUGCCUCAGAACCGUACAGCGCAAAUAAAGAUCUUCCUCGGGAAACACCUGUAGCAGAGGACAAAUGCAAGAACUUGAAGACCAAGCCCUUUCGCUGUAAACCAUGCCAGUAUGAAGCAGAAUCUGAAGAACAGUUUGUGCAUCACAUCCGAGUUCAUAGUGCCAAGAAAUUUUUUGUGGAGGAAAGUGCAGAGAAGCAAGCCAAAGCCAGGGAAUGUGGCUCUUCCACCGGGGAAGAGGGAGAUUUCUCCAAGGGCCCCAUUCGCUGUGACCGCUGCGGCUACAAUACCAAUCGCUAUGAUCACUAUACUGCUCACCUGAAACACCACACCCGAGCCGGGGACAAUGAGCGAGUCUACAAGUGCAUCAUUUGCACGUACACCACAGUAAGCGAAUAUCACUGGAGGAAACACUUGAGAAACCAUUUUCCAAGGAAAGUAUACACAUGUGGAAAAUGCAACUAUUUUUCAGACAGAAAAAACAAUUAUGUUCAGCAUGUUCGAACUCAUACAGGUAAGAGGACCUUUCUUGUUUAUAAGUGUAUGCUACCCCCCAAAUAAAACACUUUAAAAAUG